UUUUAUUAAUAUCUAUAGCAACAUGACAACUUGGAAAGUGCUUUUCCGUAAUCUCGUCCAUUUCUUUUUUUUCUGGCUAGAACUCUGGUUCAGCGCUGCUCAAAACAAAGAGAUUUGAAUACCUCGACCGGAUUUCUAUAAAAAUGGCUGCUGCUCCUAAGGAUAUUGAGAAGCCUCAAGGCGCUGAUUCUUCUUCCGUUCAUCGCAUCCGUAUCACUUUGACCUCCAGAAACGUACGUUCUUUGGAAAAUGUGUGCCGCGAUUUGAUCAACGGUGCUAAGAACCAAAACUUGCGCGUCAAGGGCCCAGUACGCAUGCCAACCAAAGUUUUGCGCAUUACCACCCGUAAAACUCCUUGUGGUGAAGGUUCAAAGACUUGGGAUCGUUUCCAGAUGAGAAUUCACAAGCGCAUCAUCGAUUUGCACUCCCCAUCUGAGAUCGUCAAGAAGAUCACCUCCAUCAACAUUGAACCUGGUGUAGAAGUUGAAGUUACCAUUGCCAACUAAAUAGUACAUCUUUAUGGUGUAUAAUUUUAAACUUUUUAAUAAAAGUGACAAUUUAAACUAAA
Messenger RNA from Lucilia cuprina (Australian sheep blowfly), 568 nucleotides. It is a transcript of the gene RpS20, whose product is annotated as 40S ribosomal protein S20. The transcript is spliced from 4 exons. Gene Ontology annotation, biological process: translation. NCBI's taxonomy places the organism in Eukaryota, Metazoa, Arthropoda, Insecta, Diptera, Calliphoridae. The record is from RefSeq and is a predicted model, not a curated record. The coding region runs from base 144 to 506 and encodes 120 amino acids. Gene Ontology annotation, molecular function: structural constituent of ribosome; RNA binding. Gene Ontology annotation, cellular component: cytosolic small ribosomal subunit; ribosome.